AUUUUUCCUUGCACAUUCUUUCUUGCACACUUUUUUCUAUUUUUAUCCAUUUUAAUUUUAUCCAUUUUAAUUUUAUUAUUUCAACAUUAUUCCAGGGCUAUAUUCAUAAUUUCAUUCAAAAUCAAAAUUACAUUCAAAAUUUAUAUUUAGUAUCACAUUAUUAAUCUGGUAAAAUUUGCAAAGGAAAAAAUCAAUAAAAGAUUCUAAAAAAAAACAAGACAGGAAAAACGUUUCAAAUGUUGGAAAAGGGAAAUUCUUUUAAUAAUAAUUCAAUUUCUAUUCAAAAUAUCCAAAACUCCAAAACCACUAACAACAAUAGCAACGAUAACAACAACAAUAACAACAAUAACAACAACAACAACAAUAACAACAAUAACAACAACAACAACUCAAAAAAUAUAAAAUCAUUCAAACAAAACUUAUCCACAAAUAAAAAAAAUCCAGCCUUCAAAUUUGAUAAAGAUGAUAAAACUGACAAACUAAAAACAAUAAAUAAAAUCACUAAGAUCUCUCAAAAAAACAAACUAAUUAAUAUCUCUGUUCAAAAUCCUCGAGUUAAAUCAGAAACUCUGUUUAGUCCUCAAUUUCUAGCAAUCUCUCAAUCUCUCCCUUAUAACACUAUGAAUAUGAACAUGAACAUGGACAUGAAUAUGGAUAUGAACGUAAAUAAUUUAAGCAAUAUAAAUAAUAAUAAUCUAAACAACAACUUAAACAACAACUUAAACAACAACUUAAACAACAACUUAAACAACAACUUAAAUAAUAUCAAUGCUAUUGCAAAUCUUAAUAAUAUAAAUACCGUUUCAAAUUUAAAUAAUUUUAAUUUGUCAAAUCUAAACAAUUUAAACUCUUUUGACUUAAAUGGGUUUAAUAUGAGCACUAUUGGCAUGAACAUUGGAAUAAAUAACAUUACAAACAUGAAUAAUCUCAAUAACUUUAAUAAUCUUACCAACCUCAAUAGUCUUAAUAAUCUCAAUAACAUUAACAAUCUUAAUAACAAUCUCAAUAAUAACCUUAAUAAUCUUAAUUUCAACAAUCUCAACAAUGUUAAUAACAUGAAUGGUUUCAAUAAUCUUUCAACACUAGAAAAUUUUGGCAACCUUAACAGUAUGAAUUCUAUGAGCAAUAUAAACAACAUGGCUGUUAUGAAUAA
This is a messenger RNA of Ascoidea rubescens DSM 1968, 1153 nucleotides long. RefSeq lists its product as uncharacterized. The transcript has a single exon. Lineage: Eukaryota; Fungi; Ascomycota; Saccharomycetes; Ascoideales; Ascoideaceae. The annotation marks the transcript as partial. The record is from RefSeq and is a predicted model, not a curated record.